GCGGUGCAGAUAAGCGUUACAAAUUUGAAUGAAAUAAGAAUUGAUCACAAAUCAUGGUUCGCCAAAGCAGGCACACCCUAGGCAGGCAGAACACUAAGGCACCAAAGAAAAAGAAGAGUCCAAUAAAGAGGGAAGGUCAAGGCAAGCCAACACCGCCUGAACUCAAACACCCUGCAGGAUCACAUGGAAUGACCAAACAGUGCACAUGUCUGGCAAUCUAAAUUUCCAAAACAAGCACAUAGGCCUUGCAAUACUCCAGUAGAAAGCUGCUUGCAGGCGCAAUUCCUCAACAGCAUCUUUCACAAGCCGAAAGAUGAAUGUGUUCAGGAAAAAAUGUCAUGUCCUGCUUUCUAAUAAAUGUAUGUAGGAGCUCUCAUAUCUGCAUACUGCGUUUUUGACACACAACCGUGUUAUCUGAUGGGGAAAAUCGCCCCAGAACACCUCCUGGCAAUACAUCUACCAGUGAAAAACACUCUCAUGACCUCUUCCACUUCCUUCCACUAAUCGGGUCCUGAACUGCCUGCUGUCCCAUGCAAAAAAAGGGCUCUCACAAAAGCCUUCUUAGUCACAAGCAUUUCAGCCGCUGUGCAUGGCACAGCAGUGACGGCGUCUAGCUUCCUUUUUUGGCUCCUUUUUGGCUCAAUCCAACUGCUACAAACCCAGUGUGCUGCUGCAGCGUCAGACAGGAAGACAGCAGGAUGAUCAGUUCUCAGAAAUGGCAGACUUCUACUUCACGAACUUUUAUCACUUCCAGGCUUCAAGCUUAAGGCUGCUGAGACAGCCGAUUAUGCUCUGUGAGCCCUCCAUCCUACCUCAAUGCACGCACCACAAACAAAGCAAGCUCUGAGCAGCAAAGAUCAAGAAAACUUGGGUUUUGUCCGGACGCAAUGCGUUGACUUGCUGUGAGCACAACAUGAAGGUUC
This is a messenger RNA of Coccomyxa subellipsoidea C-169, 923 nucleotides long. RefSeq lists its product as hypothetical. The coding region runs from base 54 to 221 and encodes 55 amino acids. The transcript has a single exon. Lineage: Eukaryota; Viridiplantae; Chlorophyta; Trebouxiophyceae; Coccomyxaceae. The record is from RefSeq and is a predicted model, not a curated record.